AGCUACCGCACCCAAACACAAUAUAUUGUAAGGCCUGGUGUUGGUAGUGGGUAUUGGCGUCUGAGCGGUGGGAGCUGGGCCAUCGGGGCAGCGAACACCAUUUUCAUAGCUGGGAUCGCGGCCAAAGGGGGCGAGGACAGCAGUGCAUAGCUGGUGCGGUGGUCAUUGCGGGGACCGGGACAGCAGGGUUUAUAGCUGGGACAGCACUUCGAGGCUGGGAAAGCAGGGAGGGUUUAGAGUUUUAGUUUGAUAUGUCUGGAACGGAGGAGGACGCAACUCUGAGCGCGAGGUUGGAUGAGGCGCUACGAGCUAUAGAGGAGGCCAAGGCUGAGACGAAGGAGGCCAAAGCUGAGACGGAGGAGCUUAGGGCAGCACAGCGGCGGUCUGCGGGUGCACCUGCCGGCAGCAGCUCAGGAGGCGACGGUCUAGUUGCUCCUGGAGGGGCUUCAUCUGCACCGGUGAGGCCAAUGUGGCCAGGCGGGGUGAGUCAUGAUGGCGGUACUGGGGUGCCGGGCUUGCCUCUGGGAGGUACAAUUGUCAGAACUCCUGUGCCUAGAAUCCCGCCUAAUUGCACCGCCGACACUUUUCUCAGUUGGCGGAGACGCUUUCUGGCCUACGUGGACAACCACAAUCUCCAGCACACAAUCUUCGGCAGUGCUGAGGUUCCCGUUGUCAGUUGUCAGGAUGAAGGAUACUUGACACGCCAGUAUGGUGCACAGCUGGUUGUUGAGCACAAGAGGACAUGGAGUUUUAUCUUGGAGGCAGCGGUGGGGGCCCCAUUUGAGAACAACCUGUACUCUUGCCAUUCCGUGGCAGAGGCGUGGAGGAUGAUGGAGGAUUGGUAUUUGCCGAACCACCCAGCUGAUUGUCAGCUCCUCGUCGCCGAGCUAGAUAAUAUAACCAUGAGUGAUGAUGAGGACCCCAAGCUUUUCUUCUCGCGCGUCGCACAACUGGAGACCAAGUUACGGGCUGUGGGCAUUGCUAAGAGUGACCAGGAAGUUGUGCAGAUCCUUGUGCGCCAACUCCCCGCACGCUACGAUGUCGAGAAGCGCACUAGUCUUUCCAAGCGUGAUUUAACCCGCGCUGAGUUGCAGGACGUCGUGCGUGGUCGAUAUGCCACGCUCAAGGCCAGCGAGAUGAGGGAGCGAGGGUCGGCAGCUUUGACGCCGGCGGUUUCUGUCAACCCCCAUGCUCUUGUUGUGGGCCGUGGUUUUGGACACGGCGGCAACGGGGGGAGCGGGGGGGGCGGAGGCCAACGGCGGAAUGGCAACAACUGCGACGGCCGCGGGCAACACUGGUCCUCUGGGGGCGGUGUUGUCCAACAGCAACAGCCGCAGUUGCAGGUGCAGCAAUACCGGCAGCCGCAACAGCCGCAGCGACACAUGCAACAGCCGAACCAACAGCCGCAGCGGCAGGUGCAACAGUCGUACCCACAGCCGCAGCAGCAGAUGCGACAGCAGCAGCCGUACCAACAGCAGUCGCAGAUGCAGCCGUACCGGCAGUCGCAGCAGCAGCCGCAGCAGCAGCGGCAGCAGCAACAGCCCGCUUUGAACGGUGUUGGUGGCAUCUACGAUUGCGGUAGUAAUGCCGUGUAUCAUCAGCCGGAAUCACUACCUCCACCUGGCGCGCCGAUGGGCACAGUGCACAGAUGCGGCCGCUGUGGAAGGCACGGUCACCACGCCAUAGAUUGCGCCGCCCCCCGCAGCGGCGGCGUGGAAGGUGAAAAUGGCGGCGGCAGCGGUGGUAGUGACGCGGCGGGAGCGGGCCCUGAGGCGCUUGGCAACGGCGAGGGUACCUUCGGUGGCGGUCUCUUCGCGAUGCACCUUGUCUGUUCCGUUACCUCAUCCCCCCCCGUGCGCGAACCAUCCGACCUUUUCCCACAUCGCCCGGGUUCGACGGUCUUCCUUGGAGACACCGGCGCCGUAGUCCACGUGGUCCCUUCUGGGGAAAAGGUGUACAACAGGCGCCCGCCGCUCCCGGAGGAGCGACUACUCAUGCUUGGCGACGCUCUUCACUCCUCCCUCGGUCAUGCCAAUUCCAAGACGCUGUACGAGACUGCCAAGCAGAUGGGUAUCAAGGUGACCGGCACUCCGGAGUACUGCGAUGGAUGUGCGGAGUCGAAGGCGAUUCAGCGCUCGGUCCCCAAGGUCAUCUCCCCCUCCCGCCGGACGACGCGGCCUAUUGAGCGUGUCGCGAUGGACCUAGCCGAUCCGUUCGGCCAAUCCAGCGGCGGUGCGAACAUGGCGUCCGCCACGAACUACCUGAAACAAGGAUACGUCCCGUUUAGCGGGAAGCCGGAAGAUUUCCACGGCUGGAGUGGCCUGUUCUACUCCAUCAUGGAUGAGCAAGGAUUAGGCGACAUCAUGGCUGGGACGGAGACCGCCCCGGCAUCGGCGGCCAGCAGCGCGGAUUCGGAUCGUGCUGCGUUCGACAGGACGACGCUGGAAUUCAAACGUAAGAACGGCAAACUGUACACACGGUUAAACUUUGCUACGUCCGACUGCGCCGAUGGAUUCUCGAGCACUGCUUCCCAAGUCGUUCGAGCCUUCGGCCCCGCUCGCGUUGGUGAGCAUGGGGACGGACGUGCGGCAUACGUUGCCCUAGAAGCGAAGUACCGCCAGAAGGGCACCUAUCGGAUGCAUGAACUGCAGCGAGAGUUAGGAUCACUUGCGGUCACUGCCGAGGACGAUUACGACCCGGCGCGUGCAAUCCAAGACUUGCGUCGUAUCAGUUCCGAACUCGAGUCACUUGGAGACAAGGUCGUACCAGCCCGCCAGACGCAUAUCUUGUUGAACGCGCUUCCUGACCAGCACUACGCCCAACUUAAGGCCGCGCUGGUGUGCGGACAAGCCGAUGGCUCGGAGUUGGAUCUUGACUUCGAAAAUGUCGCGCACCGAGCGACCGCGUACCAUACACUGCAGAUCAGGGGGAAGGUUUCUGCCCACGGCCGUGCCCACAACACGGUCGUGCACGGGGGUGCACGUAGUUUCCGUAAGCAAGGCGGACGUGGCGGACGCGGCGGACGCAACCGCCAAGGCAAUGGCAGCCAACCGACCGGAGACAACGGCAGCAGCGGCUCCUCCGCCGGAAAUUCCAGAGGCGAUAGCCCUGGAGGCGCGCAAGAUGUGCGCGGGCGAGGCCGCGGCAACAAGUCCAAUAAAGGCGGAAACAAAAGUCACCAAAAGGGCCGAGACCGUCAGGGACGCUGCAAGUACUGCCACAACUCUACAGAGCACGGAUGGGACGGCUGCCCCCUUCGCCUGGAGAACGUGCGAGAGGAUAACGCCCAACAGGCGAAUGCCGCCGCGCCGGAACCGUCCACGCAGGCAUGGUUCACCCGAGUCGAGGAAUCCAGCGGUGAGCCGGAGGACUUUUCCAUCUCGUUUGGAGAACCGCAGGCACUGGAGAUGCCUGCCGCGGCGCUGCCGGAGAAGCGCGCCGCCGUGGGCGUGCAGGAAGGUCUUGUCAUCUACGAUCCGCAGGCACUGGAAAUGCCUGCCGCGGCGCUGCCGGAGGAGCGCGCUGCUGCUGAGGAGGAGGUGCCGGAGGCGCCUGUUGCGGCGCUGCCAGAGGAGUGCGCUGCUGAUGAUGCGCAGGUGCUGGAUGCGCCUGCUGUGGCGCUGCCCGAUGAGCGCGCUGCUGCUGAGAAGCAGGUGGCGGAGGCGCCUGCCGCGGCGCUGCCAGAGGAGCGCGCUGCCGACGAUGAGCAAGUGCUGGAUACCCCUGCUGUGCCGCUGCCCGAGGAGCGUGCUGCUGAUGCUGCUAGUGACGUUCAGGUGCAGAACCCGCUUGCUGAUGCAACAGAUAUAGUUGCCUACACCAGUGUGUACCAGGUUAAGGACGAGUCCGCCAGGAGCACCAUUAUGUUCGUAGACACAGCAGCGUCUAGCCACAUGGUUAGCGCGGAUUCCUACGCAUCUCGCCACGUGACCGAGAAGUCGGACUGCAACGUGAGGAUCAAAGGUUCGUGUGGAACGUCGAGCGCGGCUCAGAAAGGUAUCCUGCGUUUCGGCAUCUCAAACGACCGGAACCAACUCGUCCCGGUGGAGCUACAAGUACUACUGGUUGACAACCUAGGAGCGAACAUCCUCUCGGUCGGAGCCCUGAAGGAAAGGGGGGUGAUGUGCGAUCUUCUGUCUACUCCUCCAGCACUCCGUAGCAGCGAUCAGGCCUUCCCCAUCUCCACGGAGAUUUCGCGGAUGUACAGCGUGAACAUUGUCCUCGACGACAUGAGGAUGGACGGGACCGCGAUGCUGCUCAAGACGAAGGUGAAUGCACACAUGUGGCACCGGAGGAUGGGCCACUGUAAUCCGCGCGCCCUCCAGCAGCUGGCGAGGAAGGAGCAUUCUGGGGUUAAAUUUGACCAAAACAUCGAGUCUGGCGACUGCGAGGUAUGUGCUGUCGGCAACAGCAAGAAGUCUAGUCACCCACCGGCUAACCGACCUCGCGCCGGCACUCGUCUUGCGCUCUUGCACGUAGACACCUGGUCGCACUCCGUAAAAUCUCUCGGUGGACACAAGGGUGCGGUGAUGUUCACGUGUGACAAUACCCGCAUGAGGUUUGGUUUUCCCAUCAAGAGCAAAGAUGCAGCUGCUGAGGCGCUGGAAACUGUUGUCAAGGAGGAAGCCGACCCGGAAGGACUGUGUAUCACCACGCUACACUGCGACGGAGGGGGCGAGUUCAAGGGAAGGUUCGCGGCGCUGGCAGCAUCACUUGGAAUCAAAAUCGAGACCAACGCCCCGUACAUGCCUCAAGGCAACGCCGUCGCCGAGCGUGGCUUUGGCACGGUCGCAGCCAUAACGCGGCGCCUUCUUCUUGGGGCACCUCAUCUACCGGAGAGUCUGUGGGCCGAAGCGUUCCAAUACGCGAUCUAUAUACUGAAUCGCACGCCUACGGACGUCUUGGGCGGCAAGGCACCACUUGAGGUAUGGGAGAACAAACCGCUUGGCAGCUUGCACCACAUCCGCGAAUUCGGUUCGGUAUGCUUUAAGCACGUGGAAGCGGGGGACAGGCCCAACAAACUGGCUGCCAGGGCUGAGAAGAUGUUUCUGGUCGGUGUCAACCCUAAAAGCCGGUCGUGGAGGCUAUGGUCCCCUCGUGACAAGUUUAAGAUCACCAACUCCGCCGAAGUUUCUAUUCGCGAGAAAGCCCCGCGCGACGUGGUUCCCCCCAAGGCAGGGCAUGAUCCGCUGCCAGAGACUCCAAUGAUUUACCAUCCCGGUCCGGAAGAGUCUGAUGACGACGUCGACAGUGUGGUGGAGCCACAAGACGAGCAGAAGGAUAACGAGCCGGAGCCCACGCCUCAGGCGCAAGAGCCGGGCCCCCGUCGCAGCACCAGGAACCCCAAGCCGACUGAACGUCUGAACCUGUUUACCUUUGCCACGGAGGAGGAGGCCUUCGAGCAAGUGGAACGCUCCCUGCUCACCGGAAGCUCGCUUGGCAACAACGGGACUGGCAACCCUGGCGAAGUGGGCUACAGGGCUCCCGACCCUUCGAGCUACGACGAAGCGAUCCGUGGGCAGGAUGCUCUAGACUGGCAAGAGUCCAUGCGGAACGAAAACCAGUCGCUUGUCGACCUUGAUGUGUACGACUGGGUCGAGCCGCCGACGAGUGCCCAGGACCAGCCGAUCCCGUCAAGGUACCUUUAUAAGCGGAAGUACAAGAAUGGCGAGCUUGCUCGACUGAAGAGCCGCGUUGUGGUCCAAGGCUUUCACCAAGCAGACACGGGCGAGGAUAAAGCGGCGCCUGUGGCGUCCAUGGAAUCCGUCCACCUGCUGAUUGCUAUCGCAGCCAAGAAUGGUUUUGGCCUGAAGCAAGCCGAUAUCAAGACGGCAUUCCUCCACGCGCGGGUUCCUGCAAAUGCGAAACCGAUCUACGUCAUCCCUCCGAAAGGGUUCGAGUGCUCUCCGGAACAACAGGGAAAAGUGUGGCGACUCAAGGCGUGGCUCUACGGGCUGCGCCUCUCUCCGAAGGGCUGGAACGGCACCUUCCACGACUUCCUGCUGGAGAUCGGGUUCGUUCAGAGUACGGCGGACCCCUGUCUCUACAUCCUUAACGCGGGAGGGGUCCUCCUUCUCGUGUACGUCGACGACAUUCUUUUGUCGGGAAGCGACGAAGCGCAGGUGAUGCGGGUCGUCGAGCAGCUGAAGGAGCGGUUCGACACAGUGUUCCUGGGAGAUGCACAGUUCCUGCUCGGUAUGGCACUUGAGAGGAACGUCGACGCCGGAACGAUCUUCCUGUCGCAGGAGAUGUACGCGAAGGCCGUACUUGACAAGUUCGGAAUGGCCGACGCGCACUCUACGAAGACGCCUGCGGAGGCUGGGCCUAUCAGCACCGUGGAGGAGAAGGUUUUGUCUCCAGAGGACACGGUGUACUUCCGGUCCGCCACGGGCAGUCUCCUGUAUCUCAGCAGGGGUUCGAGGCCGGAUAUUACCCACUCGGUGAUGGUGCUUACGAAGAGCAUGGCGAAACCGGGUCCCAAGGCGAUGGCAAAGCUGAAGCGGGUUCUCAGGUAUCUAAAAGGGACAACCACUAUCGGGAUCACAUACACCGAAGACGCCGACGGCGGAGACAAGCUAACGGCGUACGCGGAUUCUGACUUUGCCGGUGACCAAGACAAGGGCUACUCCACAACCGGUGUCGUUCUCUAUCUCGCAGGUGGCCCAGUGAUCUGGAUAGCCAAGAAUCAAACGGUGCUGGCCAUCUCCACGUUCGAGGCAGAAGUCGUCGCGCUGUCCAAGGCGUGCCUCAUGGUUAUACAUUUUCGAAAUUUGCUAGAGUCGUUGAAGAUGAAGCAGAAGCAAGCAACAGUAUUGUACGAGGACAACGCGGGUGCCGUAGCGUUCGCAAAGGGUAGCAAAAUCACGCCCCGCACGAAGCACAUCGACGUGAAGUUCCACCACGUCCGGCACCUAGAGGACCAAAACGUGGUAGAUGUAACUUACAUCGACACCAACAGGCAGAGGGCAGACAUAUUGACCAAAAGUUCGGGAGCUGUGAAGUUCCUGCAGAACCGCCUUAUUUUGCUUGGAGUGUGAGUACCUCCCCUUACCGAAAUC
This is a messenger RNA of Ectocarpus sp. CCAP 1310/34, 7058 nucleotides long. The record is from the annotation of a GenBank genome assembly. Lineage: Eukaryota; Phaeophyceae; Ectocarpales; Ectocarpaceae.